Hemibagrus wyckioides is the source of this 2681-nucleotide messenger RNA. It is a transcript of the gene nit2, whose product is annotated as nitrilase family, member 2. Gene Ontology annotation, molecular function: omega-amidase activity. Gene Ontology annotation, biological process: oxaloacetate metabolic process; L-glutamine metabolic process. Gene Ontology annotation, cellular component: mitochondrion. Bases 134 to 988 code for a protein of 284 amino acids. NCBI's taxonomy places the organism in Eukaryota, Metazoa, Chordata, Actinopteri, Siluriformes, Bagridae. The record is from RefSeq and is a predicted model, not a curated record. The transcript is spliced from 10 exons.
CGCUGGAACCGGUUUCUAUAAUGUAUAGAAGAGUGAACGAGGGUAGGGAGGGCAGCUUUAUUCCGGAAUAAACCGGAGCUUGUGGUUGAAGAGUCUCGAGGACGCGGUGCAGUGAGCUGAGAGUAAACUCUUCAUGUCUGGAUUGACCAAGGCGAUGUCCAAGUUUCGGCUGGCAGUGGUGCAGUUGCACGUGACAAAGUUGAAGGCUGAGAACUUGUCCCGAGCUCAGAAGCUGGUGAAGGAUGCGGCCAGUCAGGGGGCGAAGGUGGUGGUCUUACCCGAGUGCUUCAACUCUCCGUACGGAACGCGAUACUUCUCCGAAUAUGCAGAGAAAAUUCCCGGAGAAUCCACGCAGGUCCUGGCCAAGAUCGCUGAGGAGUGUGGGGUUUAUCUAGUGGGAGGUUCUAUUCCAGAGGAGGAUGAAGGGAAGCUCUUUAACACGUGUCCAGUGUUCGGUCCUGACGGGAAACUGCUGCUGAAACACAGGAAGAUCCAUCUGUUUGACAUCGAUGUUCCUGGAAAAAUCCGCUUCCAGGAGUCUGAGACACUGAGUCCAGGGAGCAGUUUAUCCGUGUUUGAAACCCCCUACUGUAAAGUAGGAGUGGGGAUCUGCUACGACAUUCGCUUUUCAGAGCUCGCGCAGAUCUACGCCAAGAAAGGUUGUCAGCUGCUGGUUUACCCCGGAGCCUUUAACAUGACCACCGGACCUGCUCACUGGGAGCUGCUUCAGAGAGCUCGGGCAGUGGAUAAUCAGGUGUUUGUGGCCACAGCUUCACCGGCCAGAGACGAGAGCGCCGGCUAUGUGGCCUGGGGUCACAGCUCGGUUGUUAACCCCUGGGGUGAAGUGAUCACCAAAGCCGGCUCGGAUGAAAGCGUAGUGUACGCUGAUAUCGACCUGCAGUACUUGUCGGACGUACGUGCACAGAUCCCGAUCACGAGGCAGAGACGGAACGAUAUAUACACGGUUAACAUCGUUAACGAGGGAUGAGUCUCGUUAACAGUGUAUGUGACACCAUUCACACCUGGCGGAUUUGUGUGUUUCAGAUUCGGAUCAUUUUAAUUUCACUUUAUUUAAAUUCACAUCUAACUUUCUCUGUUGCAGCUCAUUUGCGUUUUUGUAAUUUUUGCAUAACGUUUUAAAUUCCCUCAGAAUUCAGCAGUCUUGGAUCAUGUGUUAUGAUAGUUUUCCCAUCCCUUAUAAUCCCUUUUCUGGACAUAAUCCUGAUAAUCCUUAUCCAUAUUUAAUAAUAAUUAGUCAGAUGUAAUUCAAUAUACGUACGUGUAUGUGUGUGUAUGUAUAUAUAUAUAUAUAUAUAUAUAUAUAUAUAUAUAUAUAUAUAUAUAUAUAUAUAUAUAUAUAUAUAUAUAUAUAUAUAUAUAUAUAAUAAUCCCCAUUCCCUAUGACCUAAUCCCAAAAAAACCUUCAUCCUUAUAUAAUCCACAUGAUCCCAAUCCGAAUAUAAUCCUGAUAUUCCCUCUUCAGAUAUACUCUCAAUACCUCCUUUUGGAUUUUACAGAUUAAGUCAGUCUCUCAUAAACUUUCAGUAACGACUUUAUCCUGGUCAAAUCUGGAGUUUGUCUUGGGAACACUGGAUAUGGGGCAGGAAUACUCUCUGGUGGAUAGGACAGCAGAUAAAAUCCCACUAUGUAUAUAAUCCAGACAGUCUUUGUCCUGAUAUAAUACCAAUAAGGACGUAAUUCAUUAAAUAUCUUUCAGGAUUUAAUCCUUAUAAUCUCAAUUCAGAUCAUUUUGAUAAUCCCUGUCCGGAAAUAAUCCUGCUAUUCCGUAUCCAGAUAUAAUCCCUCAAAUCCAUAUCUGGAUAAUAAUCUGGAUAAUCACAAUUUGGAUAUCAAAUCAUUGUGAUAAUUCCUACUUAAACAUAAUCUUUAUUAUCUCAAUCUGGAUAUAAUCCUGAUAUUCCUUAUGUACUUAUAAUUCCAAUAAUUCCAGAUCAGGAUAUUAUCCAUGUAACCCUUUAAUGGAUAGAAUCCUGAUAAUCCCUCUCUAGACACCACUAUCUGGAUAUAAUCCUAUACAGGUAAAGGCUAAUUCAGAUAAUCUAUCAGGAUAUAAUCCAUAUAUAUUAUCCCUUUCAGGAUAGUGUCAGUAAUCCCUAUAUCUAUAUAUGUAUAUCCAUGAUAUUACAUACUACUAAAUAUAUUACAUCUAGUUCCUGUUUGGAUAUAGUCCUGAUAAUUCAGAUCAAUUUAUUUUUUUUCCAUUCCAGAUAUAAUCCUUAUAGUCCCUAUCCAAACACAGUACCUAUAUUCCCUAUAUUCCACAUAUAGUCCUGUAUAUAAAUCCGGUAUGGAUUUGACGAUUGUGUUUCCUCUGAGUGUAAGAUACCUGAAACCAGCAGGUCUACAGUGUCUUUAUUGCCUGUUUGAACAGAAACCUUUAGUUUUAAUCAACACAAAGUGCCUGGAAGACGUUCUUUCUUUCAUCAGUAUUAGUCUCAGCACUGGAAAAAAAAUCCCAUAAUUAUCUUUAAUGUUAAAAGAAAUGCCAAUCCUUUUAAUCAGGUACUGAAUGAAUCCUGAAUACUGUGAAUGCCUGUGAUUGACAGGCCGAGUGAAUCCUCUUUCGUCGCUCUGUCCUGAAGUAAACUGACUAGAAUGAAUGAUGUUAUGAUGUAACUGUGAGAAUGGGGAAAAAUUAAAUAGAUUUCUAUCCCACUCUG